AUGUUGUCAGUGCCUUUUAAUAUUUUGUACAAAAAGAGAGAACUCAGGACUCGGCCAGUAGAAUUGAAGCCUCAUCAUAGUCUUCUUGACUGGAUGAAGUUAAAUACUAGGCCUUUAGUUGUUCCAUCGAAAGAUCCGAUUGAUGAAGUCGAAUUGACAAAACAUUCUACUAAAGAUGAUUGUUGGAUACUUCUCACUAAUAAGGUUUAUGAUAUCACAAAGUAUUUACCUUACCAUCCUGGUGGAAUCGCGCAAUUAUUGCGUGUUGCUGGUCGUGACGGAACUCAUUUAUUUCACGAAAAGCACUCUUGGAUUAAUUUCGAAACUAUGCUGAAGUCAUGUUAUGUUGGCAUUUUUUCUGGUCAAAGAAUACCGCUGCCAGGAGAACUAUCGGUUUCUACCAGUUCUGUCGAUAUAAUUGAAGGACGGAAUGAUAUGAGAGAAUCGGAGUUAAUAUCGAAUAUCGAUAUUAGCGAGAUUAAGAUUUCACAGUUACCAGACAACUCACUUUCAUUUUUCUCCGAACAGUGGAUAAAUUGGUUAAAAGAUGAGAAUAUUGUUGUAAGAGUGUGUGAUCGUGUGUUGCAAAUUCUUAUUCGUCCUUUGAACGGACCACCUUGUUCGAUAAAGUAUGAAAUCUGUGGAUCUAGCGUGGAGUUUGAUUCAUUCGAUGUAUUGGUGUCUAAUGGCGAUAUUAACAUUCAUUUCAAUUCCAAAGUUGAUUUUAGCCAUUUAAAGAUGUGUGACAUUCAUCUAUCUUCAGAUGAGAAAGAGAAUCUUUUUGAUACGGUUGAAAUUGUCGAAUUGAACCAACUAACGACUAGCAUAUUUUUAUUUGCAAUUGAUUUGCCUUCUACUUUGCACUAUUGUAUUCCUCUCGGACAUCAUGUUCAAUUGAUGUUUGUUGAUGGUUCUUGUAUUCGACCUUACACUCCAGUCAAAAUUUCAGAAAACUGUAAAACGUUAUUUUUCAUCAUAAAAAUUUACCCAGAUGGAAUGUUUACAAGCAAAUUGAAGACAUUAAAGAAAGGUGAAUUGAUCAAAAUUAGUGGCCCACUUUCUUGUUAUAAUGUGCGGAAAUUUCUGGAAUUUUGUGAUUAUAUUUUGAUGCUUGCUGCUGGCACAGGCAUUACGCCAAUGCUUCGUAUUGUUGCCAAUUGUCUAAGAUCUAAUAUCGGUGUCACUCUAAUCACAUUCAAUAGUUUAAAAUGUAACAUUCUGCCUGAUUUUAUAUUUUCAUUUUGCGAUAUAGAUAUUUUUAAUGCUCGGUUUCAAAUUAUCAAUUAUUUGGAUUCAGCAGAAUGCAGCUGGGAUGGUAAAGUGGGUCAGUUGUUGUUUAAUUUUAAUAUUUUGAUUGAUCUGAUAUCUGACAUUUGA
Messenger RNA from Dracunculus medinensis (Guinea worm), 1377 nucleotides. The record is from the annotation of a GenBank genome assembly. NCBI's taxonomy places the organism in Eukaryota, Metazoa, Nematoda, Chromadorea, Rhabditida, Dracunculidae.